This is a messenger RNA of Carassius auratus (goldfish), 1747 nucleotides long. Its product is annotated as magnesium transporter protein 1-like. The record is from RefSeq and is a predicted model, not a curated record. Gene Ontology annotation, cellular component: oligosaccharyltransferase complex. The coding region runs from base 73 to 1059 and encodes 328 amino acids. The transcript has 10 exons. Lineage: Eukaryota; Metazoa; Chordata; Actinopteri; Cypriniformes; Cyprinidae.
CCGUUUCGCAUCGCAUCGCACCACCAUCGGACAGGAGUUCAUUCUGUCGUGGGCGCAGCGGCUGCUUCAGACAUGUAUUACAAACUUUUAAUAAUAGCUUUCCUCGCUGUUAGUUUAUACGGCACGCCAUCAGAUGGACAGAAAAAGAAAGAGACCCUGCUGUCAGAGAAGGUCAGUCAGAUGAUGGAGUGGACCAGUAUGCGUGCAGUGAUCCGGCUGAACGGAGAGAAGUUCAGGAGGCUGGUCCGAGCCCCUCCACGAAACUACUCGGUCAUCAUCAUGUUCACAGCACUGCAGCCUCAGAGACAGUGUACAGUCUGCAAACAGGCAGAUGAAGAGUACCAGAUCCUUGCCAACUCCUGGCGUUAUUCGAGUGCGUUUACUAACAGGAUCUUCUUUGCAACGGUGGAUUUUGAUGAAGGCUCAGAUGUUUUUCAGAUGCUUAACAUGAACUCGGCUCCGACGUUCAUCAACUUCCCGGCCAAAGGCAAACCGAAGACGGCGGACACAUACGAGCUGCAGGUGCGGGGGUUUGCGGCCGAACAGCUGGCUCGAUGGGUGGCCGACCGGACAGAUGUUCAUAUCCGGGUCAUCAGGCCUCCGAACUACGCCGGGCCGCUGCUGCUGGGUCUGCUGCUGGCCUUCAUCGGCAGUCUGGCUUACUUACGACGAAACAACCUGGAGUUCCUGUUCAACAAGAACGUCUGGGCCUUCUCUGCACUGAGUUUUGUUUUGAUCAUGACUUCUGGUCAAAUGUGGAACCACAUCAGAGGACCUCCAUACGCUCACAAGAACCCAAACACUGGCCAAGUGAGUUACAUCCACGGCAGCAGUCAGGCUCAGUUUGUGGCAGAGACUCACAUUGUUCUUCUCUUCAAUGCUGCGGUAACUUUAGGAAUGGUGCUGCUUCACGAAGCCGCGACCUCUGACCUGGACAUCGGGAAGAGGAAAAUCAUGUGUGUAGCAGGAAUCGGGCUGGUGGUGCUCUUCUUCAGUUGGCUGCUCUCCAUCUUUAGGGCCAAAUAUCACGGAUAUCCUUACAGCUUCCUGUUCGGUUAAACGAAGACCCUCGGAGGAACCGUGGCAAAUAUUAAUGCACAAAGUGCCUAAAUGUUUAAAAUGAGAGAUUGAUUUGGUAAAGUUCUGCUUGAGCCUGUAUGUGCCUUUUUGCUCGUUUUCUUUUAUAUAUUAUAGAUUACAUUUUAAAGGUUUUAAUGAAAAUGUUAGUUUGUUGGAUUUCUCUCCCUGAGUGGUCUAGUGCAGUGGUUUUCAAACCGAUCCAUUAAGAGCCCCAGUAUGUCUCCCUCUAUCUGACACACCCACUUCUGGUCUCGCAGUAUCCACUAAUGAGCUUAUGAGUUGAGUCGAGUGUGAUAGAUGAGGGAGAUACUCCAGGACAGGAUUGAGAACCACUGCUUUAGUGCAAGGAAAGGUGGACAGAGGAUAAACUGAAGCGGAUACACUGUAUGGCAUCACUUGCAAAUUGUUUUGUAGCUCAUCAGUUUUAUAUUGAAUCUGGUUCAGUAAAAUGCAUGGAUUUGGAAGAUGAACAAAAGCAAGCAAGGUGUUUUUAAUUCUACCUCAUAAAUAUGCAUAUCAAGUGUCCAAAGUCAAAUCGAAGCCGGUGUAGCUUCUGAGGUAUGAGUAUGAGGUUCAGUAGGAAAUGGAAGGAAAGCUCAGGUGAAUGUGGGGUGUUUGCACUGCCUCAGGUGAUGAUUUCUGCCAUUAAAAGUGCCUUGAUUCCUUG